Microthlaspi erraticum is the source of this 1806-nucleotide messenger RNA. Lineage: Eukaryota; Viridiplantae; Streptophyta; Magnoliopsida; Brassicales; Brassicaceae. The record is from the annotation of a GenBank genome assembly.
AUGGUUUCAGAGACUUGGUUUCGUAAUCUGUGGAGAUUUCCAAAGAAGCAUGACGGUCACAAAGAGAAGGCGGUGCUUGGAGUAUUAGCGUUCGAGGUUGCAAGUCUACUGUCGAAACUAGUGCACUUGUGGCAAUCCCUAAGUGAUAAGAACGUUGCGAGGCUUAGGGAGGAGAUCACACAUUCCACUGGUAUCAAGAAGCUAGUUUCAGAAGACGAUGAUUUCAUUGUAAGGCUAAUACGUGAUGAAAUGAUGGAGAACAUUGAGAAUGUAGCGAAGGCUGUGGCUAGGCUCGCUAGGAAAUGCAACGAUCCCAAGCUGAAGAGCUUUGAGAAUAGUUUCAGCGAUAUGAUGAAGACUGGGGCUGACCCAUUUGGGUGGCAGUUUGGGUGGAAGAAGAUGGAUAGGAAAGCCAAGAAAAUGGAACGUUUCAUCUCAUCAAACGCGAGUCUCUACCAGGAGACUGAGAUUUUGGCGGAUCUUGAACAGACUUUCAAGAGGAUGAUGAGCAAUGAAUCUGCAACCGACAAUCUAGUGGAGUAUAAGAAGAAAGUCACUUGGAAAAGGCAUGAGGUGAAGAAUCUGCGGGAUGUGUCUCUAUGGAACCGUACUUACGACUAUACAGUCCUUCUCUUGGUGAGAUCAGUUUUCACAAUCUUAAGUAGGACUAAACAUGUUUUUGGCAUUAGUUACAGAGUAGAGGCAAGUGAUGUUAGCUCUGCAGAUUCUGAUUUCAUUGGUCGCAGCCACUCGGUUUCUACAAUUUUGACGCCUUCGUCUCAUAAGUAUGAGUCUACCGGCCCUCCUAGAUUUGCUUCCGGUCCCCUUGGGAAGUAUACCAGUCCAGCGUCAGGUUCAGCUGGUCUAAGGUCCACGAAGAUGAGUGAUUUCCUCUCGGGCUCUCUCAGCUCCGAAUCCCCCAAGUCAGGUCCUCUUGUUGCAGAGAAGAACAAACGUUUCAAGUUUUACUCUGGCCCGCUCGGAAAGAUCACUUCCAAAUCAGGACCACUUCUCGGAAUGAGCAAACACAACAAGAAGAUGGUGCAGACCCCGGAAAGGCCUUCAGUUUCCUCAGCGAAGAAGCAAUCGAAACCCAACCGGUUAACACAGGUUGGCCCGUUUAAAGGCUGCUUGGUGUCUCACGACGGGAUUACUCCUCUCAGCACCAGGACCCGGAACGGAGCUAGGAAUAGUAGCGCUGAGCAUCAUCAUCAUAGUGUUGAAGGAAAUUCAAACUCUGUCCACGUUGAAAACUUGAUGCUUCCUUCCCGACCCAAGUUGUCAGAUGCUGCUCCUAAUACCCUUGGUGCCGCUUGCUUAGCAUUACACUACGCUAAUGUCAUCAUUGUGAUAGAGAGAUUUGUUGCGUCUCCUCACUUGAUAGGCGAUGAUGCAAGAGACGACCUUUACAACAUGUUACCUGCGAGCGUGAGAACGUCUCUGAGAGAAAGCCUAAAGCCGUACUCAAAAAGCUUGAGCUCUUCCACAGUUUAUGAUCCAGGACUCGCAAAAGACUGGACAGACGCUAUGGCGGGUAUCUUGGAAUGGUUGGGUCCAUUAGCUCACAACAUGAUAAAGUGGCAGUCCGAGAGGAGCUACGAGCACCAAAGCUUGGUUUCAAGGACGCACAUAGUUCUUGCACAAACCCUUUUCUUUGCAAACCAGCAGAAGACAGAAGCCAUCAUCACGGAGCUUCUAGUUGGGCUCAACUACGUCUGGAGAUUUGGCAGAGAACUAAACGCCAAGGCUCUUCAAGAGUGCACCAGUAGUCUAACCCUUGAGAAAUGCUUGGACACGGAUAACUAG